AUCGGUAAUUUUAUCGGCCAUGAUGUGGCGCGAAUGUAAUUGGGCAAUGUUGAAUUGAGAUCCCUCGUUUUCCCCUUCGUAACUUCAUUGAGAAAUUCUAACACAAUGAAUUGCGAGGAAGAAGUUUUCAAAAUUGGAAAGCAGCUGGAGAAGAUAGUGGGACAGGAAGGAGCGAUGGAUUCUGACAGUGCAGUGGAUCUCUUGAAAAGGCUGAAAGACCUCCCCAUCACUCUUGAAGUGCUUCAAAAAACUAGAAUAGGCAUGUCUGUCAAUACUCUGAGAAAAAAGAGUGAAAAUGCAGACCUUCAGACACAGGCAAAGUCACUCAUUAAAUCCUGGAAAAAGCUUUUACCAGAGAAAUCAGGAGGAAAGAAUGAAGAAUCCAACACAGAUAGAAAAACUCCAAACAGUGAAAAAUCAAGUCGAAGCAAUUCACCUGCAGAAAAGGCAAAGUCUUCCACCACACCAACCACCCCUCAAGAAAACAAAGUUGCCACAUUCCCGCCCCCAAAAGUCACAAGUGACUCUGUACGGGGAAGGUGUAGAGAAAUGAUUGCAAACUCCCUCAAAGUGGAAGAAGGUAUUGAACCAACCACUACACCUGAAGACUUUGCUGCAGCUUGUGAGGAAUGUAUAUUUCAAGAGUUUAGGGACACAAAUAUGAAAUAUAAACAGCGUGUCAGAAGUCGUGUCAGUAAUCUUCGUGAUGCAAAAAAUCCCCUUCUUAAAGUGAAAGUACUCACUGGUGAGAUUUCACCAGGAAGAUUUGCAACAAUGCCUACAGAGGAAAUGGCAAGUGACGAGAUGAAACAGUUUCGGCAGGAAUGUGCCAAAGAGGGUAUUCGUGAAGCACAAGUUGCUAAAAACCAAGGCACCGAAACUGCAUUGUUUAAAUGUGGAAAAUGUGGCAAGCGAAGGACUACCUACACACAACUACAAACACGAAGCGCUGAUGAACCCAUGACAACUUUCGUUCUGUGUUUAGAGUGUGGAAACCGCUGGAAAUUUUGUUGACAAAGCAAAGUUUUGCAGAUUUCAUCUUUUUCCCGACUGCAGUCCUCAGUAAUAAUUUUUGUUCGUCAGCGCAUUAUUUGGUUCGUAUUUAGAGGUUGAAUUUACCAAAGACUGCCUGCAUUCGAACCAUAUUUAUUUACAACUAGCUAGAAAUCUAGAUAGUAUCUGUUAGAAUUAUUCUUAAUGCGCUUUUCAAUUGAGUGUCGUAAAUCCAAAACCAACAGCCAAUCAGGAGAAAUGAAAAUACCCUUCAGAGCCAAUGAGAACUUAAAGUAAAAACGAUCAAGCAGCCUAAAGCGCGGGAAAACGCGGGCGACCAAGUCGUGAUUGGUUUUGGUUUAAAAUCUGAUUGGCUAAGAAAGUGGCACCAGUUUUCUGGACCAAUCACAUAACGAAGUAAAGCAAAACCAAAGUAAUCCUGGAUUGCUUUUGACACUCAAUUGAAAAUUGCUGUUGUAGUUACUGUGAUUGCAUGAUAACUUGGAUUCCCAAAGUGAUGGGAGCUGUGUAAACUAUUUGUAUUAAUCUGUGCCAAAGGUUUGAUUAAAGUCAUAACAAAUAACAGAAUAAAAUGAAUUGGAACUUCCUA
Messenger RNA from Pocillopora verrucosa, 1603 nucleotides. Its product is annotated as transcription elongation factor A protein 1. Gene Ontology annotation, molecular function: nucleic acid binding; zinc ion binding. The record is from RefSeq and is a predicted model, not a curated record. Gene Ontology annotation, biological process: transcription elongation by RNA polymerase II; DNA-templated transcription. Gene Ontology annotation, cellular component: nucleus. NCBI's taxonomy places the organism in Eukaryota, Metazoa, Cnidaria, Anthozoa, Scleractinia, Pocilloporidae.